Molecule: messenger RNA, 744 nt
Organism: Colletotrichum fioriniae
Lineage: Eukaryota; Fungi; Ascomycota; Sordariomycetes; Glomerellales; Glomerellaceae
Source: RefSeq, a predicted model, not a curated record
AUGGCCGAAUCAUCUACCAACCCGCAGUCGGCGUCGACCUCAACGCCGCUGCCCCGCGUCGCGAUCCAGUUCUGCACCCAGUGUAAGUGGAUGCUUCGCGCAGCAUAUUUCGCCCAAGAGCUCCUAUCGACAUUCGGAACCUCCAUCGGCGAGGUCGCCCUACAACCCUCCACAGGCGGCACCUUCACCGUGACGCUGACCCACCAAACCCCGGACGCGACAACGACCUCCUCAACGAUUCUCUGGGACCGCAAGACCGAAGGAGGCUUCCCCGAGACCAAGGAGCUCAAGCGCCGUCUCCGCGACGUCAUCCAACCCGACAGAGACCUCGGCCACGUCGACCGGAAACACUCCAAGCCUACAACGACGACGACAACAGCAAUCACACCCGAAACCUCUACCCAAGAAACCCCGACCUUAGCCUCCGACGCACUCGCCACGGCGCCGACAAUGACGAUGCCUUCCUCCGCAGCCGCCUCGGACGUGGUCUCCCAGCUCAAGAAGCACCCCGCCAACGCAGGCCACUCCCCGACCGCUGGCGAAACGAAAUCCACCUCCGAGAGCAAAGAACAGAGCUCCUCCUCCUCUCUAAGCGACGCAGCCCGAGACGCCAUCGGUGCAGCCCGCGCGAACAAGGGACAGCAAGCCAAGGCUGAGAUCUCGCCCGCAGGCCAGCUGCCUGGUCAACAGUAUGCCGAUGCGCCGGCCAAGUUCAACAAGGAGAAGUGCGAGGACUGUGCUUGA